GGACACACUUCAGCACCGUGUUGGUGGACAGCUCCUCCAGUGCCCACAGACAAAAUGUGGUUCUCUCUGGUGCGCCUCGAUGCAGUUCCUGUGUGCGGCCGCUAGAGCGCACCUGGAGCUUCAACACAAAUGCCCUCACAUCAUAGCCGAAUGCGUCAACCACACGGUAACCAGCUAGGGGCAUCUCACCAGCACAAUCCCCGCCGUGUUCCCGGGGCCUAAAGCAACAGGAUACAGUCUGAGUAACAGAGCGCACAGGACGCAGCCUGGAGGACAAAGGUCAUUCACUUUCAUCCAAAGCCAUGGGGUACACACGCCUCUCAGCGAUGCUGUUGGUCACUAUGAUCCCCCUUGUUUCAGGUAUGAGCUUCAUGACUCCUGAGCCUGAUUCAACACCAACAUCAACCCCCGACUCGUACCCUCUGGGUGACCUGAUCCAUGCUGCUCUGCAGAGUAAAGAAUACUUAGGAGACUCUCCUGCAGGCACAGGCACCACAACUAAUCCGACUCAGGCCGUACCCGGGCUUGGGCAGACCGAGUCCACAGCGACGGUCAUAUCACCAGGGCUGCUAACCACGGCUUUAAGCUCCUCUUCUGCUGCCAGCCAGACAGGAUCCAGGAAUACCAUGUCCUCUCUGCCCGUAGAGGAGGAAACAACCACUACUCUGAUCACCACCACCACCAUUACCACCAUGCACAUGCCAGUGCAAUGCAACGCAACUUUGUCCGCAAUGGAAGAUGUUGUUGAGUCACCAGAUCCUGCAUCAACAUCAUCCUAUUCCCCGCUGGAGUGUACCUAUAGCAUCACUGUGUACUCAGGUUAUGGUGUGGAGAUUCAGGUGAGGAAGGUUAACCUCUCUAAGAAAGAGUCCCUGACGAUCAUGGGCUACGGCGGUUCAGGACUCGAGCUCCUCGCCAACGAGACCUUAAUGAGAGAGGGUCAAGUGAUCCGCAGCGCAACCAAUCAGGUGUACAUUCACUAUCGCAGUCUCCAGCAGAACAACCACGGCGUGUUCAGCCUCCACUAUCAAGCCUUCCUGCUGUCCUGCCAGUUCCCUCAGUCUCCUGAGAGCGGCGGAGUGACAGUGACAGACAUCCAUCCAGGAGGUCAGGCUCACUUCCACUGUGAUCCAGGUUUCCAGGUCCGCGGCCAUGAGUUGGCUACCUGUGUGAACACCACACAACCACAUUGGAGCACUCCGGAGCCUCAGUGUGUCGCUGUGUCUUGUGGAGGGUGGAUUCGUAAUGCAACAGUGGGCCGGAUUCUGUCUCCUCCUCCAUCUGUCAGCAACCACAGUAAUGGAAACAACCUGAGCUGCCACUGGUUAAUCGAAGCCAAAGAGGGGCACAGGCUCCAUUUGCACUUUGAGAGGAUUGCUCUGGAUGAAGAUGAUGAUAAGUUAAUCGUGCGAAGUGGAAACAGUUCCCUCUCUCCGCCGCUCUUUGACUCAGACCUGGAUGACGUCCCAGAGCGUGGGCUGCUGAGUGAGAGCGCCACGCUGCACCUAGAGCUCACCGCCGACUCUUCCUCCAUCCCUCUGCUGCUGGCGCUCCGAUACGAGGCGUUUGAUGAUGAGCACUGCUGGGAGCCCUACAUGCCCCACGGGAAUUUCAGCAGCAGUGACAUCACUUAUCAGCUGGGCACCACCGUCACCUUUGCCUGCUCUCCGGGCUUCGUCAUGGAACAAGGUUCAGCCACAAUUGAGUGUGUCGACCCGAGUAAUCCUCACUGGAAUGACAGCGAGCCUGUGUGCAAAGCUCUGUGUGGAGGAGAGCUGACUGAACCCUCGGGUACCAUCCUGUCUCCUGAUUGGCCACAGAGCUACUCCAAGGGCCUGGACUGUGUUUGGCAGAUCCACGGCAAUGAGGAGAAACGCAUUGAGCUUGAUGUCCAGAUUUUGAAUAUCCGCAACACUGAUGUGCUGACUGUUUUCGACGGACGGGAUCUCAUGUCGCAUGUGAUUGGACAAUUCCUGGGGUCCAGAGAGCGUUUCCAGAUUGUGUCUGGGGGGUCAGAGGUCACCAUUCAGUUUCAGAGUGACCCUGAUGAUUCCAGUUUCAUCCUGAGUCAGGGAUUCCUCAUUCAUUAUCGCGAGGUCGAGCCGAACGACACCUGCCCGACCCUCCCUCAGAUUGAGUUUGGCUGGAUCAGCUCGUCCCACUCCUCCCCGGUGAGAGGCAGCGUGCUGACCUAUCAGUGCCAGCCAGGGUAUGACAUCAGCGGCUCUGACAUCAUCACCUGCCAGUGGGAUCUAUCCUGGAGCAGCAGUCCACCUACAUGUGUGAAAGUCCAGCAGUGUCCUGAUCCAGGUGAGGUAGUGAACGGAGCUCGCUCGGUGCGCCCUGAAGCAGGUUUCGCAGUUGGGACGGUUGUUCGUUUCUCUUGUAAUCAGGGUUACCAACUGGAAGGUCCAAGUCAGAUCUCCUGCCACGGGCGGGACACUGGUACCCCCAAAUGGAGCGACCGCAGCCCAAAGUGUGUCUUAAAAUACGACCCGUGCCCGAACCCUGGAGUUCCCGACAACGGUUACCAGACUUUGUACAAGCACAGCUACCAGGCUGGAGAAACUCUGCGUUUCUUCUGUUAUGAGGGCUACGAGCUUAUCGGAGAGGUCAUUAUCAGCUGUGUUCCUGGUCACCCCUCUCAGUGGAACAGCCCGCCGCCAUUCUGCAAAGUGGCGUAUGAGGAGCUUCUGGACGAUCACAAAUUAGUCUCCCAGUCAUUCGAGCCGUCCCAUCAGAUCCUGAGUGAGAACAUCGCUUUGGCAAUCAUCUUGCCAAUAAUCCUGGUCAUCCUCCUGAUUGGAGGGAUUUACAUGUACUACACAAACAUUUGUAGGCUAGAGUGGAAGCCACUCUUCUGGAAAUCUCUCUCUCACACACACUCCUACAGUCCCAUCACAGUGGAGUCUGAUUUUAACAACCCUCUUUAUGAGGCAGGGGAUACACGGGAGUAUGAAGUGUCCAUUUAAAGGAUUGUACAUCUCGGUGAGAAUUAAAAACCACAGAAAGAUCAAAACCUUUUGGAAAACAAAUUUCUUAGUAUCAUAAGGCCUCACUCCCCUUGAAUCAUCCAUGUUUAUCUGUUUUCUUUUUUUACCAUGGUUUUAUCUUUACUUAUGAACCAUGGCAGUGUAUUAUUCUAAUUUGUUGCACUGAUGUGAUGGUCUGCCAAAUGUGGGUCCUACUUCACGGUCCAACUCUGUGUCAUUAGGACUGGUGCCUUAAGAGGGGUAACAAAUUCAAACAAAGAAAACCUGAACAGGGUGGGAGGAGCAGAUGAGGAGAAGAGGGUGAAGAGCUCUGGAUUUAUUUAUUACGUUAAAUUAUUCUAAGGCCAAAACAUCACAGAACUUGGCAAUACUUAAUUGGUAACUCUCUGAAGUUACAAUCAUGACCACACGGCACACACUGAAUGUUUUCCUUUCAUGUUUAGAUUUGCUCGUGUUGCAUUUUAUAAAAUGAAACCGUACGGGGAAAGAAUCAUUUCUUUUUAAUCAUGAUCCGCGCUCAUUCUCUUCAUCACUUUGUCUUUCUCUCUGUGUAACACAAAUACACACAUGCACACACUUACACACACAUACACAAAUUGAAUGUAAAUAUCUGACUUAAUAUUGAUUGAGGUUGAUAUAUAUGCUAAAUUAUAUAUAAACCUCAUAUAUACACUUCUACAAGGUGUGGGGAGGUUAUAUAUUUUCAUUAUAUGUAUGUAAUGAAAAUUCAGUGCCAAAAUAUAAUGUUAAAUAAUUUAAUGUCUUAAGUGUUUCAUCUGUUGUUGCAAUACUGUUUACAAAGGCAGUGUUUAUUUUAUUCUUCGCUGUUUCCGGAGUGCAUCGCCACCCAGUGUCACAUUACAUGUAGGACAAGGUGAGGUCAUGAAUGUCAUUAUGCUUAAAGCAUGCACUGAUUGUAAAUUAUAUUGCUUCUGCUCAAUCUCGCCAUUACCAUUAUUGUUAUUGACAGUUAUCAUUGUUAUCAGAUUUGAUGUUGUAUGCACUAUGUUGAUGAAAAUUACAAAUUUGGCUGCUUGCUGUGAUGCAUUCUGUAUUUAUUUAUAACUGAUUGUUUGAACAGUGAAUGUAGUUUCAUUCACUGUGCCAAAUGAAGGAUCCUGGAGACUGUUGCUUUGUAGAAUUAAUUCUUCUCUUAUCAUCAGUAGCAUUUCUUUGCUUCAUAUAUGAAUACACUCUUUUGAAGGCAGUAAACUAAUUGCUGAACUGGAAAUAAAGUCUCUGUUGAAUGGU
Notolabrus celidotus (New Zealand spotty) is the source of this 4244-nucleotide messenger RNA. It is a transcript of the gene sez6l2, whose product is annotated as seizure related 6 homolog (mouse)-like 2. Gene Ontology annotation, cellular component: neuronal cell body; endoplasmic reticulum. NCBI's taxonomy places the organism in Eukaryota, Metazoa, Chordata, Actinopteri, Labriformes, Labridae. The transcript has 19 exons. The record is from RefSeq and is a predicted model, not a curated record. Bases 303 to 2972 code for a protein of 889 amino acids. Gene Ontology annotation, biological process: synapse maturation.